Molecule: messenger RNA, 258 nt
Organism: Pyricularia oryzae 70-15
Lineage: Eukaryota; Fungi; Ascomycota; Sordariomycetes; Magnaporthales; Pyriculariaceae
Exons: 2
Coding region: 1-258 (85 amino acids)
Source: RefSeq, a predicted model, not a curated record
AUGCUCUUCACUUCAGUCUUCACCGCUCUCGUCACUGUGGCUGUGGCUAUACCCACAGGCCCUGUUGCCGUUCGUAGCGCCGACAAGGGCACGCCUGCUAAGCUUGGUGCUCGCACAGAAGCCGAGAACAAAGUUCAGGCCGACUUUGACUGCAAGAACCUAGAUAGCUACAACGAUUGCAUCGCCAAUGGCUGCCCGUUUGGGAUCCCCCCGGGAGCUUGCUUCCCGGCUCUCAACUGCUAUAUUGCCUUUUGUUAA